Acanthamoeba castellanii str. Neff is the source of this 1863-nucleotide messenger RNA. RefSeq names its product protein kinase domain containing protein. Gene Ontology annotation, biological process: autophagy; peptidyl-serine phosphorylation. The coding region runs from base 1 to 1863 and encodes 620 amino acids. NCBI's taxonomy places the organism in Eukaryota, Discosea, Longamoebia, Acanthamoebidae. Gene Ontology annotation, molecular function: ATP binding; protein serine/threonine kinase activity. The record is from RefSeq and is a predicted model, not a curated record. The transcript is spliced from 9 exons. Gene Ontology annotation, cellular component: cytoplasm.
AUGGAGGUGAAAGACGAUGGGCUGCCCUCCCACGAGGAGUUCUUGAUCGAGUACGGGGACCUCGAGUUCGGGAAGAAGAUCGGGCGAGGCCAGUACGGCCAUGUCUACAAGGGCGAAUAUCUCGGCACGUGUGUGGCGAUCAAGCAGUGCGUGUUCGAGGGCGAAGAGCAGGAGAUGAUGCAGAAGUACAUCGCCAGGGAGAUUUCCAUCCUCAAGGAGGUGCGCCAUCCCAACAUCGUCAACUUCAUCGGGAUCAGCAAGCGCAUGGGCGCUUCGCCGCGAAACAAGGACAAAGAAAUCAUCUACAUCGUUACCGAGUGGGUGCCCCACGGCAAUCUCCACCGGGCGGUAACGUUGGCAGGCGAUUUUGGCUUUGCGCGCUUCAAGUCCAAAGGGCGACUGAUGACCCUGGCCGGCACCGAGCAGUACAUGGCCCCCGAAGUCAUUUUGGGAGAGGACUACGGCGACAAGUGCGACGUGUUCGGGUUCGGGGUGGUGCUGGUGGAGAUGAUCGCCCGAAAGUCUCCGCCGAUGCGCGGUCCCGCCACGUGCUUCGACUUCCGGCCAGACGACAUCGAGGCCUUUUUCCCUCUUGACUGCCCGCCAUUGCUCAAGGAGCUCACCAAGAAGUGCAUUCAGUAUUCACCCAAGGACAGGCCCUCUUUCAAGCAGGCUCUGGUGGACCUGAAGAGCGUGCGGUCACAGCUGGUCGCCGCCAAGAAGGCCGCCGAACUGGCCGGCGGCCAGGCGCUCGUCAACAAGGACCGCGCCGAGACUUCGCCGCUGGCGCUGGAGAACCGCGACCGACGAGAGCGCAGCUUCGCGCUCUGUAAGCCGUCGCCGGAGAGCACUCGCAGGCGGGCCCUGCGCGACCGCGACCGAGAGCUGGCCGAGCCACGCCAGAGAUCGACGCUGGGCCGACAACAAGGCAAUGUUGAAGACGAACGAGGCCCGGAAAUCAUCGAAGACGAGCGCGGGCCAGAAAUCUGCUUCGACGACGAACGAGGUUCAGAUAUCGUCGAAGACGAGCGAGGCCCGGAAAUCAUCGAGGACGAGCGCGGGCCGGAAAUCGUCGAAGACGAGCGAACAGAGAAGGAGCAGGAGGACGAGCGAGGACCCGAGAUCGACGUCGAAGCCCCGACCAAGACGGCGGAAGGGGGAGAGGUGAAGAAGCAUAAGAAGCAGAAGAAAGAGAAGAAAGAGAAGAAAGAGAAGAAGGAGAAGAAACCGAAGACGCCGCGGCGUGGGGCGCGCGACGAGCGGGCCUCCACGGCGCCCAACCAGCAGUGGGAACCCCACGUCUUCACCAACUCGGUCAUCAAGAGGAAGGAGGAGGAGGAGGGAGCCGUCAACUCGCCCACCCAGUGGAGCCGCCGGCCCCACCACCAGCCUCCCAGUCCUACGCCGCCGCUCGAGCUCAAGUCGCCGCGCCAGGGCGACCUUCACUUGUCGCACCAGGGCGAGCUCAAGUCGCCGCGCCACGUCAAGUCGCCGCGCCAGCGCCAGGGCGAACCGACGUCGCCGCGCCAGGCCGAGAUCAAGUCGCCACGUCAGCACCAGGGCGACCCCACGUCGCCGCGCCAGGGCGAGCUUCCGUCGCCCCGAAAUCGCAUGGACGCGUGGCGCUACGCACUGGUGGGGCAGUGGAGCCUGACGGCAGAGGAGAAGGAGGAGAGGAAGAAUGCCAAGAAGAGCAGAAAGAAGAGCGGCAGCAAGAAGAGCAACAAGAAGCAGGACGAGGCCGAUCAUGACAGUAACAGCGAACCGCGCAUGGUGGCCCAGCUACAGCUCCAGCCCGUCGACCCCAGGAGGAAGGACAGCCUGGUAACACACGCCCACACCCACAUCGGAGAGAAAGUGUAG